UAAGUUAAACACAAGUUCAAACUGAGGUAAACAUAUUUUAAAUUGAUAAUGUUAAGACAAAACAGACAGGCAGCUUAAUUUACAAUAAUAAUAAUUGUUGUAAUAAUUAUUAUUUUAAGGAAGUCAACUGAGAUUAAAAAAUAUGUAAAAUAACAAGUUACGUUUUACGAUAACCAAACAAAUCGUCUCACCAUUGAACAUCGCCAAUUAUAUGUAUACAAACCGCAUUAGAAAAUUAUAUAUAUUAUGAACUAUUUUUAUACGUUUUAUAGAGGUGAGCUAUUGAGGUAGAGGACGUCGGAUUUUAAGGAUAUUAUAGAACACUAUGUAACAGAAUGGGAGUUGUGUUAUUUUGCUUUACAUUUUUAUCAUUUCAACAAUGAAAACAAUACCAAAUAUUUCGAAUUAUUAUUCUUUAAUUUUUGUAUGUGUCGUUAUGAUGACAGUACACCGUAUUGAAGCGCAUCUUACUGAACGAGUUGACAGGUUUUAUGACUAUGUUUUAAACAAAGGAAUACCCAUACAGCAUAUAUAUGGAAAGGUAUAUCGUGUAUCGUACUUGAAGUGGUCAUGUAUAAUAGACACAUCAAUUGCAAAAAAAUUUAGAAAGGCAAACAUUUCAUGGAAGGACAUGUUUGAAACGGAUAUAGAUGUAUUGAGCAAAAAAACUGUGUUAUCACCCGAUAUAUUACGUAAAAAAAUUGGUACUUUGCCAGAAGACGGAACACCUGUUACCUUAGUUGCCAGACAGGGCAAUGUUAGCAUACCAAAAGAAAACGUAAUUAUCCGUCUAAACAACCACGGAACAUUAGAUGCAAGAACGACGAUGGUUAUGACAUGGCCUAAUCAUGUGAAGACUAUUGCCAUGUCUGCACAAAAACAGCCAACUAACGAAAUAAUUAACUGGACGCAUUAUAAUGCGGCUGGUAAAAAAAUGGAUUAUGGAUUAUGGAAUACAUCACAACCAUUGGUAAUACCACAAAAAAUUUGGGGUUUUAAAAAAUUAAUAUAUUACAGAGGUCCGUUUUUUUUCAUGAAAGGAAGUUAUAUUUUUGGACAAUUGGCCAAUUGCACACCAAAAGAUGGCAUUGGUUUGGGUGCAUUAAAUCGAGUUGUCGAUUUGAAAGGAUAUAUUUCAACACUUGGAUUCAGUACAGGUUUAGAUAAAUACAAUACAAAAUUCUUCAAUAGAUUUACAUUACUAGCACACAAGCUGGCUUGGUCGUAUUAUGUUGUACCUGAGUUAACGGACACAGGUGUAUUUUUUCAAGAUAUUGUGAACCUAUCCCAAUCCCAUAAAGUUUGGAAUUUCAGUGGCAUUUUACCUAAAUUCGAAUCUGUUUUUGUUUAUUUAAAUCUGAUGAUAGUAGUCAUGUUUAUAUUAAAAUGGGCAGUUAGAUGUAGAAAAAGAGCUAGGACGAAUAACUUGUUGCUGAAGUAAAAUGUUAAAACUAAACGUGAUAUUUGAAUGUUUCGAAGGUUCAAGGUAAAUCAACAAUUAGAAAAAUGCUUGAAUAUGACCAAUAAUAUGCUAAAAAUGUCCAGGUUGUCAUCUUAUUUUACAAAUGAAAAAUCUAUUGUACCUAGGAGGGAAUUCAUAUUUUAUAACGUAUUAUAAGUUUCAUGUUAUUUGAUGAGACAAAAAGCUCGUUGACUUAAAAUUGACACACAAUAUAUUAUCUCUGACUUUCUGCGAUUGAUUUUUUUAAGUUUGCUUGAAAUGCUUUUUUUAAAUUCAUAAUAUAUCUAAUAAUUAUUACUACAAUCAAAUUACAAAUACUAUUAUAAUUACUUUUAUAAAAUGAUAUAUGGGACUCAUUUUCAAGACAUUUAUUUUUCUAUUCCGCCCGACAAUAAAAAAAACAAAAAAAAAACAGAGUAACGUACCACCCUCAUAUUCGUGGACCAGUCACAAUUGAGCGCCAUUACUUAACUUGACAUGUAUCUAUGUAUCGAAAUAGCUGGUAAUUAUGGUGGCUUAUUUCUGCCAACCAUAUAUAAACAUAUUUACCAUGAAUAUUUUUCGUUAAAAUAUCACUUAUUCAGUUAUUAUCUGCCAAGUGACAAAACUGCCUGUUUGCCACUUAAGUAUCUUAACAGUACAAAACUGCCUGUUAGUUUCCACAUAUUCACUUACGUUAACUAGGUAUCACGAUUUUUGUCAAUUAGUCAGCUAUCUAAAAAUAAACGCUAUUGGGUCCUCCUCUACAUCAGAACACUCAAAACACUGAUGGUGGCUGCGAUUGAUUCUUCGAUGAAUAAAAGAAGAAACAUUUCUGAACAUGACAUUUUUAUAGUUUUUUAACAAACUUACUGAAAUGGCAACUAUGUAUUUUAUCGUUAAACGCUACACACGUUACACAAGACACCAAAAAGGAGAAGAAAAAUAAUGGUUAAAAAUGGUGAUAAUUUCUGCCGUGUAUUUAUGUUAAAUAUCACUGCCAUGCUUAAUUGAUCUCAAUUGCCUUUCAAUCCUUCUGCAAAGAAAUAAAGUGCUGCAGAAAACAGAAAAAAUAUGUUAAAUGUAUAAAAUCCAAAUCAAAUAUAUUUAACUUGACUAAAUAUAUAAGUAAAGAGUGCAUACAGAGCUACUUUUAUACUUAACGUAGUUCGGUACAUUUUGUGCACAUGCGCGAAUGAUCACGGUUUACUUAAAAUCGAAACAUUUAAGUGUGUCGAAUUUUCCUUUUUUCUUGCUUGCUUUCCAAGAGAAUCUUCAGUAAUCGGCGUCUUAAUGGAAAAGCUAAAAGGAACCUAUUCGUUAAUGCUUUAAAUCUAAGUUUAUGAUUUUUAACAACAUUCACCGGUUUCGUAAAGCGGUCGUUUAUUUUGGCGCAAUGCGGAAGUGUCGUCUUGAUGCAGUCUUUUGGCUGAAAAAUUGACGAAUUUUUCGUCUCACUACGCCUGUCAUUUGUUUUACGUUUGCCAUCAGUUUUAGGCAGUAACUGUUAGCUGUGGAGAGUACUGGAACAGACUAUGAAGUAUUUCUAUAGAUCUAAAUAUGGUUCGUAAAAAAGAACAGUUUGUCUGGCAUUCGGAAUUCCUACGCUAGUGAUCCACGAGGACUUUGUCCAGUUUCCAGAAUGGCAGGAUGGAAGGACUUAUUGAAUGAAACCACUUGUCAAGGCAGCUUAAACGUUGCAAUAAAUGUAAUCAGCAGCUGCAUCUUUAGUCUAACUAAUCCGACGUAUACAGUUUGUUUUAUAUUGUGACGGUCAAACUGUGGCUGUAAAAGUCAGAACUUUAAAAGCAGCCACUCAGCGACAGUAAGCUUGUCUACAUUUUCCAUAAAAUUUCCAAAAAAAAUACUGGAAAAAAAAACAUGGUUAUACAUACGACAUCAACACAAAAUAGCACAGCACCAGAAUGAGUGCGGAAGUUGUCCAGAGUGGUGUGGCAUUGUUCCUGUUCAUUUAUGGUAUUAAGUUUCCAAAAGUCUGAACAAGAUAUGAGUAGAGUACAGUUUGAGAACUAUCUUGGUAGAACGGAUACUAAGGAUAUAGUAAAGAGCAGAACAGACCACACUUCUCCUUGUUAUAACUGGUAAAGUCCCAAGUAAGAGCAAGUACAACAAUGCAGCCCCAGUGAGAGUUCGUGAUGAGGUGUCAACUGUAAAUGUGUGGUCAUUAAAUGAUUGACAAGUAACAAUGGCAGAUGUACUCCAGACUUCACACAUAUGUUGAUGUUUAUACAUAUGUGGUCAUUAAUUUGUCAAGUGAAGAAAUUUUUGGAAUAAUGUUAGUGGGUGACAGAACAGAAGUACAAAGUCAAGUACAGAGGUCGACAACACUGACUGAGUUUAGGAUACAGAAAAAAAUCCGGUGAUUCUGACGAAAUAACAUACAAAGAAAGAUUAUACUAGUAAAAUGAAAACUUUUAGUGUAUGGAAAGUUUGGAAACAGGUUUACCAUUGACAAAAGAGACAGUAUUUACAGACUGGUCUACACUUAUUUUGAUUUGACUUUUACACAGUGAUUCCUUCAGUAAACAGCUAGUGAUCUGAGAGAAUUGUAUUCAUUAUAUCAUACAGGUUUUGAGUGAAUGUAAAAUUAAUGUUUAUUUAAAUCAAUCAUUUUUUUUCAAAAUUGGAUGUUUAAACUUUACACCUGUUUAGUAUUUCAGUAAUCAGUUAGGAUUUUUGAGUGAUUUCAAUAAAGUACCAAUGAAAAAAAAAAGAAUCACUAUCAGCCAAGAUAAUGUGCUAUUGUAAAAGAUAGAAAAUAAAUUCACAAGUCAUAUUAACUUGGUAACAGGGAUUUUAACAGUGAUUGGUGAAGGAUUCUGAAUAUUGUAUCAAAUAGCUAUAAUGUAUUUUGCAGUUCUUUGGAUGUGGCUCCUAUCUAUCUCUUUUCAAACCAAAAUUUAUCUCUUAAAUCUAUUGAAAUUGGCAUCAAGAUAAAUAUUUCUUUUAAAAACAAUAUAUUUAACAAUUAAGACCAGUUCUCUGUAAGAACCAAAAAAAGUUGGAAACUCUUAGUCACAGAUUUCCUUUAAACCGAUUUUUUCUUGCAGAGGGUGCAAACUUAAGCAAAUCCUGUUUUUCAUUUUUUCAAUAUAUGUCCCGGUUACCGUGGAAACGAGGAUGCAAAUCCCCAACUUGCUGAAUGUUCAAAAACGUAGGGGUGCAUGCCUAUUUUGUUAUCUGGAAAGUACUAGAAAGUGUCCUUUAUUUUCGUUCUUGCAAAUUUUAAAGACAAAUGAACAAGGUUUCAUACCAAACAAAUAUUUCCAAAUAUUUAUUUGAUUCUUGUAUGAUCUAGACUUUUAUCUGCAAGAAAAAAUAUAUUUAUGGAGCAAAACACAUGUUUAUAUUAUGCUCUACAUCUUGAAAAGUGCACAGGUUUCAGCAGAAAAGUAUAGUUGUUUGUAUAAAGGGAAGAUGAUAUUUCAAAAAGAAACAUAAAUCGUAGUGGGUCAUUCAGACACAUUCUUGUAGAUUUGGGCCAAAUUUUAUGAUUUGUGGCAUUUUUCAUAUUUUUAUAACCUCUCCUUAAUGCUCUUUAUUUAGGAAAUCACAAAGAGCUUAUCUAAGUUUACUUCCUGGAUCAUGCUGAAUUCAGAUUUCUACUCUGAUUUUAUAAAAUAUUUAGUAUAUAGAUAUAAUGACAGUCAGAGAUUUUAUGCUAAAGGGCAUACAUGCUUGAAUGUGUCCCUUCAUACCAAGUCCACGUUUAAAAUUUGCUGAAUAGCGACAUUGUUUGGGGAAAAUACUCUGGCAGAAAAGAGUCUAAACUGUCAGAGUCUGACAUCUGUGUGUUUAUUUCCAUAAGUGAAGUUUGUAUCAACUGACUGAAGAAUCAGUGUUAAAGGAUAACACUACAAUGAAACAGGUGAGUCUCGUAAUAUUUUAUGUUUUAAUAUGACCUGUAAAAAUUUCAAGCUAUGCAAGAUAUGUGCUCACUUCUUUCAACAGAUUCAAAGACCAUACAUAGGCUAUUUUCUUACAUAUUGGACAGACAUUUCUUAUUAUUUUACCAAGAUAAAACUUACAGGCAUUUGUUCCAUCAUUUUGGGAAUACCAUGCACCAACACCAGUGGAAUUGGGAAAAUACAUUCAGAAAUUGUCUAAUGUGGAAAUUUCCAAAUUACCAAAAUCUAUGUAAAGAUAUUUUUUUGUGUAAAAUAUUAAUGGAUUACAUUUCAGUAAUUGAGCAACACUAUAAAUGUUGUUGUAAUAACCUAAAUAUAGAUAUAUACAAAUUUUCAAAACCAUUUUAAAACAUCAAACACUCAUAUAAGGUAACACAUUUUGGAAUUUCAUAUUCAGACUUGGGAAGAAACAUACUGUUUUCUUUGAGAUUACCUCCUUUUAUUGGAGGUAGAUCAUAAUGGAAAAAGCCCUGAUUUUAGUUGUAAAUGACCAUUAGCAUGCUUUUUAUGUUAUUUGUAAAAAUCAGAUAAAGACAUAUUUUCAUUUCAAAAUGUAUAUAUUUUUGUAAAUUUAUUUGUUUUGUUUUUCAGCUGUGAGUUGUUUCUUUUGAAAAUGACUGCUUGAUGAUAAAGUUUCAAAUAACUAUGAAGUGAGUGGAUGUUCUAUAGAAACUAAUUCUUCAAAGAAUGAAUGAUCAUCAUCAUCCUCAUAUUGGAAUAAAAGGAAGGAAGUGACAGCUACAGACAUGGUGAAAGUAAAUGCAGUCAGAAGACCUCUGAUAUGUCCUGAAGAGCCAGCCUUCUCAAUAUUCUGUAUCAAAUAAAAAUAACAAGGACUGCUAAAAAUAUUUUUAUAACUUGCAAAUGUGCAGUCUGUGAGAUAACUGUCUGAUCCAGGUAGUUUAGUGUUGACAAGAUGACAUUUCAUCUCUAUAGUAGAGGACACAAGUUUGAAAUGCAGUAUGCCAUUGUGAAGGCAAAAUGUUUAUGAAAAUAGUGUGUGUGUUUUUCAAAUAGAGAGGCUGAAAGUGAGGAAUCAUCAAUUAGUGUUUUUGAAAUAAGUUAUGGACAUCUGAAUAGUGAAGAUCUGUCCCAUUUUUGGAUUAACACAGACCAGAAUAAUGAUUGGUGCCUUUGACAUAAAUAGAAGAUCUCACACUGGACACCCUGAAGAUGGAAUUAUGUUGUUUGCAUUAAUGUUUCUUUUUCAGAUUUAUGGAAAAAAUUAGAAUGUCAUUUCUUAAAAAUGUUGAUAGUUGUUUAACCAAAGGCCCUGUCAUUGAAAAAUAUCUUUAUUCUUGAGUUUAUAUUAAAAUUCAAAAAAUCUGAUACUGUUUGAUUACUUUUGCAUGUAUAAAAUUAAAUUUGUUAUAUUUAAAUUUGAUAAAAUUUAAUGUAUUUUGAAAAAAGAUGCACUUGAACAUAUCUAAAUGGAAUAAACACAUGACAGUCUUUGAAUAUCUGUAAAAAAACACAUGUUUUGCAGUUCUCAUCAGAUUUGGUUACCAAUUUACAGCACAAUUAUACUUGAAGGCUUAUUACUCAGACAUAUGCAGAUCUAAUUUUAUAUUUUCUACCAUAGAUAAUUUUAUUUCAUAUAGAUUUUUUAAAUCUUUAAAAAAUACUGAGAAAAUAUAGCAAAACAAUGGUUGAAUUAGUAUACUUGAUUUGAUGAGACUGUUGAAAUAUUACAGUUAUUUUUCCCUCUUAAGCCUGUAUCAUAAAAUCAUAUUUUCUGAUGAAAUUUAUUUCUUAAGAAUGUUGCAAUGCAGAUUUUAAUGAAAAUUCACACAUUUGUAAAGUGACCUAUAUUGUGUUAGGUAAUAACUUAAGCCCAUAUAUACUAAUUGGCCAAUAAUUAAAGAGAACAUCUGAGUUUCUAGUUGACUUUCUGACUAACUUAAGACCUCAUUCAUGUAACAAAAUCUAUUAAUCUUCAGAAAUCCAGUAAAAUUGUCAUCUGUAAAACAGGUUUGAUUCUAAGAUAUACAAGGCAUAUAACAUCCUAUUUUACCAGCAUAUAUUUACUUUAAUAAAUAAAGUGGAUUUAGUUGUGUAUUUUGAUAAAUUUUGGAAAAAGCAUUAGGAGAUAUGUCUGCAACUGCAGUUUGUAUUAACUGGGUAUUUACUGGCACUUGAAUGUGCAUGAUCAGGGUUUUUCUGAAUAAACUUAGUAAAGUCUUAAAUCUACAUUUUCUAUAGCUAUCCGUAAAAAGUCUAGCCAUUGUCUUGAUAGUUUGAAAGAAUUAAAUACAUUUGAGCCACGCCAUGAGAAAACCAAGAUAGUGACUUUGCGACCAGCAUAUAUCCAGAGUAGCCCGCGCAGUCUGGUCAGGAUCCAUCCUGUUCGCUUUCAAAGCAUAUUGCAAUAAGAGAAACUGUUAGUGAACAGCGUGGAUCCUGACCAGACUGCGCUGAUGCACAGGCUGGUAUGGAUCCAUGCUGGUCGCAAACGCACUAUGUUGGUUUUCUCAUGGCGCGGUUCAUUUAAAGUUGUAUCGAGCAAAAUAUUGACUAAAUUGUUCUGUAGAUUAUUUGAUUUAAUUUGAUUGUUGUAGGAAGAAUGUGCUUCAUGACUGUUAUUACAUGAACAUACUAUAUUAUUUUUAGAUAUCAUGAUAUGUUUCAGUCUUGGAUUACACUGUUAUUUGUUCAUAAUUUUGAAUUGUAUUUAAAAAGUUUAUAUUAAAUUAAAUGGCGAAGUAGACAUGAUUUUGCUUUUACUACUAUUUGUUUCCAUAGCAACAAAAUGAUUUCCAAAGGUGAAAGGACACUGUCUUUACACAAACACACAUAGAUAUUUUUAUGCUGAAUCUUUUUAAAUUCCUCGAUUUCUCCCUAAAUUCUGUGGAGGGAGGGAGUCACUCCCUCCCUAAAAUUUUGACGUUGGAUGAUCCCUGUUUUGUAAUGCAAAAUGAAUGUUGUAACCAUGGCAACUUGGAACAAAAUUGGACAGUCAUGAUAAGUAACCAUACAAUACCUUAAAGGCCAGUAUCAGUUGGUUAUGAAUAUUUUCAACUGCUUUGAAACUCAAAAUUAGUUUAACCAAAAGAAAGAAAAGUGCAUACAAGGUUGUUGAGAACUGACCUUGUGACAAUGCUUUAAGUUUCAUAGAUCAUUAUUAUGGUUGUAUCCUUCUUAAUUCUGCACAGAAUGUGCUUCAGGUGCGUUAGAUGCACUGACAGUUUGCAGAUGAACCUUUCUUGUUUCAUAGAAUACAAAAUUUAUACAGAAAGUGCUUUAAAAAGGUCUAAAUUAUAAAUUUCUUGUACGUUGUCAUGGUAACGGAACAUUCUCCUUAAUUUCUAGACAAUGUGUUGGACAGUAUAACUUUGUAAAAUGAUUUUACAUGAAAUAUUUAUGUUUUGCUAUAAUUCUGUAUCUGGCAAUGUAAUAUUAUUACAGGUUAUUCUGUAAUUUAGGCAUAAAUGAGUUUGCUGAAAACUCAUCUUUUGUCAAUUUUAGAUUUCUGUCAAAAGCUAAAAUAUGAAUGACCCACUAAAAUUCCUCCUUAAAUUGAAAUGGGUAUCAUAGCUCUGCUGAAUCCUUACAAGUAUUAUAUUCAGAUGCGUGCACUUUUGUUUUCUGUUAGAAGUUGAAAAAUAUACAUGCAGACCAAUUUUUAAAGAUAAUGUAAAAUCUUAAAAGGGGGUAUUUAUAAAAUUGUUGCUUCUAAAACUGUGAAAAUGUUGAAAGACAAUAUUUGUUCUAAAUAAUUACGUGAGGUAUGUAUUUCAGGCAAAUAUGAAAAUUAAUGCUCUAUUUCAGACACAGAGACCACUAUGUGUGAAGAAAAUUGUAACGUUUUAGUAAAAUUUGACACACAGAAAUUGCCAUUUUUCGCAAAAAGUAUAAUGUUCCGUUUCCAUGGUAACCAGAGCUGAUUCAUAUCUUUUCACCCUUGAUUCUUCAUAUAUGGCUUGAAUACUAAAAAGGGUGCAAAUAUGAAGUAACUCUGAGACUAUGAGUUUCCGACCCCUUCUUUAUUUUUUUGGUUCUUACAGAGAAUUGGUCUUAAAAGGUAUAUUCAACAAGCCAGUACUUUGAUACUAUUCUUAGUCGGUGGAAUUUAUUUUUAGACUUGUCCUAUUUUUUAUUCAGUUUCUGGAUCCCCAUUUAUUAAUUACAGUACACAUUUUGCGAUUCCAGCAAUUUUCCACAUCCUCAUUACAAGAUAGUAUUGAUUUUUUAUUGGUCCAGGGGUUAACUAACUUUAGCAUAAAAUAAAACUGUUCUAUUAAUAGAUUUUCAGAAAAUUUGUUUGAGUAUUAUUACAUUAAUAUUGGAUACCCAUGAUACACAUUUAUGUACUUUUAUUUGAUUUGAACAUUACUGUUUAAUAUUAUUUUGGUAAAUUUCAUUAGUAAAAGGUCCAAGGUACUUUUCUAAAAUAGUCAAUAAAUAAUAAUUUUCAAAUAUAAUAUCUUGUGCUGUGAAUUGAAAAGAAAUUUAUUUACUUCAGUACUAUUCAGUUCUAAACUUGAAAUAUACUUUGAUAGGUACUUGGUCUAUUGCACACUUUAUAUAUUACUGUGGCCUGAUUAGAAGUAGCCUGUUGGUGUAAUUCAGUAUCUUAGUAUAGGAAGAAUUAUUUAAGAUAGCUCAACACAACUUCUGGACAUUAAGGUGAUUUAUUAUCAUAUAUGAUAUAAGAUAAUUUUCAUUGAGAGUCCUACAUACCAGAACAUUUUUGAGUGACAAUUAGAAAUAUUUAAGAUUACUUGGGGUGGUUCACUACCUGUUAGAACUAUUUAACCAUCUGUUAGAAAAUGAUAAUACGGUACGGUACUAGGAAUUGUUUUAGUACUCUAAACGCAAUCAUCACAACAAGAAAUUUUAUAUGUGCUGAAUUGAAGGUCAUUUCCUGGUUAUUGUCGUAGUGUUUAUAAAUCCCCCGCCACAAGUGGUGGGGGUUAUAGGAAUGGCCUCUGUCCAUCCUUCCGUAAUUCCAUCCUUCCAUCUUCCGUCCUUCCGUAACAUUCUGUGUCCACUCUGUAUCUCAUUAACCCCUUGAACAUGUUGAAGGAUUUUUAUGAAACUUGGUUCAAAUGAUCACCUCAUCAAGACGAUGUGCAGAACCCAUGAGUCAGCCAUGUCGGUUCAAGGUAAAGGUCACAACUCAAAGUCAAAAGUUUGAACCUUCAAUUUUGUGCUAUAUAAUUCAUACUUAACUUAAAAAAAAGUGGGUGGGUUAAUAUUACAUCUGUUUUUUAUGAUGAAAUGUCAAUGUAAAUGGCUUGGAACUAUUUUGUUAUUUAAAAUUAUGUUUUGCACACAUGUUCAUAUUGUUUAGGCGUUUAUUUUCAUUAAAAUAUUUGUUGUUAUGGCUUAUUUGCCAGCCAUCCCCAAUAUUAUAAAAUAUUCUAAAAUUUUGGUACUUUUAUGAUUAAAUACAGAAUA
Molecule: messenger RNA, 10770 nt
Organism: Mercenaria mercenaria
Lineage: Eukaryota; Metazoa; Mollusca; Bivalvia; Venerida; Veneridae
Exons: 4
Coding region: 380-1441 (353 amino acids)
Source: RefSeq, a predicted model, not a curated record